Messenger RNA from Dendronephthya gigantea, 5019 nucleotides. Its product is annotated as kinesin-like protein KIF16B. The record is from RefSeq and is a predicted model, not a curated record. Gene Ontology annotation, biological process: microtubule-based movement. Gene Ontology annotation, molecular function: ATP binding; microtubule motor activity; microtubule binding. NCBI's taxonomy places the organism in Eukaryota, Metazoa, Cnidaria, Anthozoa, Malacalcyonacea, Nephtheidae. The coding region runs from base 118 to 3915 and encodes 1265 amino acids. The transcript has 27 exons.
CUUGAAUACGUCGAUGGCUACCUUAUUAGAAGCCUUCGGCUGGAACGAUACUUAAAAUGUUUAAAUUUAAAAAGAUUUAUUGGAUAUUCAAGUAGAAUUGGUUAUUUAUUGCCUGUUAUGGCUUCUGUAAAAGUUGCCGUGCGUGUUCGUCCCUUGAACAGAAGGGAGAACGAACUCAAUGCAAAAUGUAUCAUAAAGAUGGAGAAUAAUAAAACAACAAUUUUCGGUUCUCAUGGUGAAGAUGAGAAGAAAGACUUCACUUUUGAUUUCUCCUACUGGUCGUUUAAUAGUCGUGAUAGACAUUUCGCUACACAAGAAAGGGUGUUUAAAGAUUUGGGAAUCGAUGUUCUCAACUCAGCCUUUGAGGGCUAUAAUGCAUGUAUAUUUGCAUACGGGCAAACAGGAGCUGGAAAGUCAUACAGUAUGAUGGGAUGUGAGGGAGCAGAGGGGUUAAUUCCAAGGAUUUGCGAGGGUUUGUAUUCGCGAAUGGGGGAAGACAACAAUGGCAAGACAGAAUUUAAAACUGAAGUUAGUUAUUUAGAGAUUUAUAAUGAAAAAGUCAGAGACCUACUAAGGCCUGCAAAAGGCAAGGAUCAAUACAACCUGAAAGUCCGAGAACAUCCCAAGGAAGGCCCCUAUGUGCAAGAUUUAACAAAGCAUUUAGUUGGUGAUUACAAUGGUAUUGAAAGUCUCAUGAACACUGGAAAUUCACACAGGGUGACAGCUGCCACGAAUAUGAACGAUACAAGUAGUCGAUCACAUGCGAUAUUUACCCUGGUUUUUACACAGGCAAAGUUUGACACAGACAUGCCCAGUGAAACAGUCAGUAAAAUACACUUGGUUGAUUUAGCAGGAAGUGAACGAGCCAGUUCUACUGGUGCAACAGGGGAAAGGUUGAAAGAAGGAGCCAAUAUAAACAAAUCCUUGGUCACUUUGGGGACUGUUAUCUCUGCCUUAGCUGAACAGUCUGAGAAAGCAUCAAGUGGUGGAGGAGGCAAAGAUUCUAAAAAGAAAAUAUUCAUCCCGUAUCGUAAUUCCGUCCUGACGUGGCUGCUCAAAGAUAGUUUAGGAGGAAAUGCCAAGACCAUCAUGAUAGCAGCAAUUUCACCCGCGGAUGUCAACUACGCUGAAACACUGAGCACGUUACGUUAUGCAAACAGAGCUAAGAAUAUUGUCAACAAACCAACCGUAAACGAGGACGCCAAUGUGCGCCUCAUCAGAGAGUUAAGAGCAGAAAUUGAGAGCCUCAAAGCUAUGCUAAAGAAACAGGGAACGGCUGAUGGCAUUCCAGGAAUAGGUCAAGCCGAAGAGACAAGAAUGACGGAACGGCUGCAUGAGAAUGAGGCUAAGGCCGAAGAACUAACUAGAAACUGGACCAGUAAAUGGAAAGAAAGUCAUAAAAUUAUCGAGGAGCGGGCUUUGGGAUUUCGUUACGAAGGUGCUGGAGUGAAAAUGGAGUCAGAAUUACCUCAUUUGGUGUGUAUUGAUGAUGACAUUCUCAGCACUGGAAUCACAAUGUAUCACUUGACGGACGGCAGAACUUAUGUCGGUAAAGAAGAGGCUAAGGAGAAACAGGACAUAAUUUUAAACGGGCCAGGAAUUGACGCGGAACAUUGCAUUCUCGAAAGCAUCGAGGGUCAUGUCACGGUCCAUCCAUUGUCGGCGCUAUGUUUUGUGAAUGGCGAAGUUUUAGACCAACAGCGACGGUUAAAGCAGGGAGAUGUACUCUUGUUGGGAAAAACAAACACGUUCCGUUACAAUCACCCGGGUGAAGCUGCGAAACUUAGGAAAAAACGAAUGUUUCAGUCAAUGGACAAUUUAUCAAGUGAGACGGACGAAGUGGAAAAGAAGCCUUCCUAUCUUUUGUACAAUGCGAGUUUGGAAUUAGAGAGGCAAUAUAUGGAGGAAACCAAAAGAAUAGAAGAACAAAGGACUGAAAUGGAACGGCAACAAAGAGAAGCGGCUGAGAGACUUGAGAGGGCAAGACAAGACGUAGAAAUUCUGCAGGAACAACAACGUCAGGCCGAAGAAUUGAAACUGGCCGAGGAAGAGAAACGUCAUCUUCAGUUGGAAAGACGAAAGACGGAAAUCGAAGAAGAAAAGAAAUUGAUCGAGGAGUUGAAACAAGAACAAGAGGAGACGAAACGUCAGGCCAAGCGUGAACUUGAGACGAUACGAGCGAACAUAGCUGAACAGCAAGACGAGGAGAAGAAGAAACUCGACGCUGAAAUGGACAGGCUUGCUUUACUGAAAGAGCAACACGACCUGAACGUUGCUAGCAAGGAACAGGAAAUACAGAAGAUGAAAGACGAGUUGAUGAAAAAGUGGGAAGAGGAGAAAAAAGAAGUGGAAAAACAACGGGAACAGAUUGAGGUUUUGAGAAAGGAAAUUGAGGAGAAAGAAGAAGCUGUGAAAAGAGCUUCGUCUCCUGAAAGGAACAGGAAUGGCAGCAGUUCUACGUCUCUAGCAACAUCUGAUGAAAGCAACAGUGCUUCGCCUGAGAUAAGCGAAAGUUCGUCAUCUCAACUUGAGGCGAAAUCUCACGUCGAAGUCUUACGAAACAAACUGAAGCAAUUAGACUUGGAGCUUCAACGCCAUCGUGUUCUGGCGAAGGGAGAAAUAACCGCGGCCAAAGAUGCCGUGAGGCGUGUCGAACAGGAGACUUUGCAGGGAAUGAGAAGCUUGGCCACUGGAAAGACAGACAUUGAGGUGGCAUGGAAAAAACUAGACACCAUCCAAACAAAACACAAGGUUAUCGAGGAAGAUCUGUUGUUGAGGAUUAAUGAAAUUCGCGAAAAGCUGGAAAAAGCUGAAGACGUUGAAGAGGCAGACUUGUUGGAAAAGGAAAGAGUGAUUAUGGAACGACGGGCGGCCAGAAUGAAGGUCGAGGAAGCUCGAAGGCAAAUCGAAGAGUUGGAAAGCGAGAGUCGGACGUUGGAUCUUGGUGAAGCCGACUUCAACAAGAAGAAAGAGAUGUUGGAAGGUGAGGCGAAGGAAGAGAUAAAGGACAUCAGAGAGGAAAAGAAAAUCCUUCUUGAAUUAUUGAGUAAGCAUCAGGUCGCUUUAAGUAAAGCCAGCCACAUGGUUACCGAGACUAAAGUCAAACUCGAAAAUUGUUUGGAGAACGAGCGUAUCACGAUCGAGCCACAGCGAGAACGCGUCGAACUGUUGGUCAGGAAUGAGCUUGGUCCGUUGAUCGAGAUGGAGGGGAAUAUCGAGAGGCGCUGUGAGGAUUUGGACCGGGAUAACAGGGAGAGAAAGAAGAAUAUUUACAAGCAACGGCGAAGGAUAGCCUUACUUGAACGACAGCAUAAUCAAGCUCUACAGCAGGCCGAGAAGGAUACUUUAAAUAAAGACGAAUUGGAGGAGCUUGAGAACGAGAGAGAAGCGGAAAAGAGCUUGAUAAGGAAAGAAAAACUCCGCUUGCUCGAUAUGGAAAAACGACACAAAGAACAGCAGGAGAUAGCCGAGCUUACGAUUGGUGAAUCCGUGGAGGAGCUUGAGAAGAGAAAGGCGAGAGUGAACGCUAUUCUCACACAAGAACGAUCCAAGCUCGGUGAAAUGGAAUCCGUUCACAAGGAAACUUUGGAUUUUAUCGAACGGGAAUUGGAGGAGCGCAGCGGUAUUUUGCAGCGGGUUAAGGAGAAAGUGGGCAAGGACAAGAGAACUUUAGCAAAACUCGAUGCCAGGCAACAGCGGGUGGCGGCCAAAGCCGCCGAGGAACUCUUCAUGAUGGCCGAAAUUCUAGAGAAAGAGAUGACUGCCAAGGGUAAGUUUGAUGAGCUGGCAAAGAUCAAGGAACAUCGCAAAAGAUUGCAAGAUCUCGAUAAACAGCUUAAGAUGGCUGAAAGGAAAGAAAAGAAUGCCAGACUAGGUGUGGGUGAUGAUAAUAAUCAACAGUGUGUAUUACUUUGAGUAAUCUCGCGUGAUAAAAUAGUGAUUGACUUCCCAUGAUUAUUUAACAAAUUAUUUAACAAAUUUUUUGGCUGCAGUCCUGCGCAGAUGAAACGCCUUUCUUUCCUGAUAAGUUUCCUGACGUGCGAUAUCUUCCAGAAAAAUCGUUCCGCCACAAGUACACCACCAUCUCGUUUAUUCUCAUCACUUUCCAGCCGGUUCUAAUUUUGAUGAGAGUCAGCGAGAACUUCGCACCAUGGUUGUCCCUGAGCAUCCUUUUGAAUGAUGGGUUUGAGCGCGCGCUUUACGACCCCCCUUUAAUAUUACUACCCCUUUAAUUGAUUGAACAAAAAGUUAAACGGAUUUAAAAACCACAAUUAAGCAUAGUGAGGGAUUAGUGAUCACAAUCGGUUUUCAACAUUUUUUUGGCAUGUCAAAAUGUCUAGUCAACUUACUAUGAAUUACACCAGCUAUAUCUUUGCUUUCCUAUCUAGAUUUUUCCAUUAGGAAAGGGUGGGGAAUGCGCCUUAAAAGCAUGCGAAAGUUUUUCGAAUUGUCUACUCAAUCAUAAUAUGGGAAGUUCGGGUUAUUGAAAGGAUUCCUUUGUUUAUUCAGAUGCAAUAUUAUAGUUAUUAGUUUAGGAGUUAUUUUGUGUGAAUUGCUAAUAGGUUUAUUAAGUAGUGUUUUACUUGUGCUCUAAAUUACUAUUUAAAUGGUAUAUAUAAUUGUAGUAUGGUAUUUAAGAGUUAAGGCUGUUUUCCACUCUCGCGUUUUUCAUACGUACGUACACGCACGUUAAGUCUAAAUGCUUAUAUAAGUUUUCUUUAAAAAAAUAUGGUGAGUAAAUCGAAAGAACUUAGUUUUCCGCGUAUUUUAGUACGCAUUUGUUGACCUAGAUGUUAAAUGAUAAAAAUUUAAAAGCAUUUCAACUUUACGUGCGUGUACGUCCGUGCAAAAAACGCGACAGUGCAAAGCAGUCCUUAUAGACAGCAUUCAAUGUAUCGUUUAUUUACAAGAGGAAUAAAACGCCUCAGAAAACAAUUAAUUAUUCGCCGCGUAUGGCAUUAAUAAUCGCUGGUCGAUUUUGAUUGUAAAAUUAUUUAAAAAUAAAUAUUGUGUAUCUAC